Messenger RNA from Aspergillus steynii IBT 23096, 3000 nucleotides. Its product is annotated as putative Patatin family phospholipase. The record is from RefSeq and is a predicted model, not a curated record. Gene Ontology annotation, molecular function: triacylglycerol lipase activity. The coding region runs from base 282 to 2624 and encodes 780 amino acids. NCBI's taxonomy places the organism in Eukaryota, Fungi, Ascomycota, Eurotiomycetes, Eurotiales, Aspergillaceae. Gene Ontology annotation, biological process: lipid metabolic process. The transcript has 3 exons.
GACCCGCCAAAAACAUGGGGGAGAUUCGGAUUGAUGGGACACCUUGGACCUUGACCUGUGAACUGAUCUCGCUAACCCUAUUCUCGAUUUUACCGCUAGUUUGUUCACUGGACCCUUUGCCAUCCUUUUGUUUGACGGUGUAUCCACGUUCUUCUUUCUUCCUGUCCAUCUCUGGAAUCUGUCUUUUCUUUCUUUCCUUUUUCCUUCUUUUCUUUCCCCUCGAAUCAAAAGUCCUACCUAGGUUGAGAGCCAAUUUGGGUUCAGAUAAAUGGACGUUCGCCAUGUCUCUGUUUCCUGAUCGCGCCUUAGUGCGCCCGCAAUGCCAUGUCAAGGCCAGACGCAACCCCAAGCCGAAACCGGUCGCGCUGAGCCAAAGAAAUUCGCUACUGAAGCGCACUUCGCUGCCAUCCCUGUCUUCUGUGGUUAAGGGUUCUUUGGCCUGGGCCGGUGAUAGGUGGUAUGGCACUUCCGAGUCGGAUCGUCCCAAGGAGAAUCACAAUGGCCUUACCGAAACGGAGGCCCACCGCCAGUCGCUAUAUUUCAAAAUGCGCACCGCUGUGUUGUACGAGGAGUGGAAGGAUUGUGCCUCCAAGUUGGAUGAGCUGGAGGAUCACGAAUCCUGGAAGAAGACGUUCGAGAGCACCGAAUACGAUGCCUGUCUGAUACAAGAACGCCUGAAACAACUCCAGGAUGCGCGCGCCAGCUCCGAUGUCAGUCGCAUGUUGUUCCUCAUCCGCACGUCACUAAGCCGCGAUUUGGGCAACAUGUCCAACCCCGCCCUCUACAGCCACUCCCAUGCGGGAACCAAGGUGCUUGUCGAUAAAUACAUCACGGAGGCCGUCGAGACGAUCUCGACGCUGGCCGAUCUUGCGGGGAAGGGCCGAUGCGACGGGCUGGAACUGAGGUAUAUUCUGGACCAACUUCUCGCGGCGCGACAAGCCUUUGGACGCAGCGCUUUGCUAUUCUCGGGCGGGGGUACGUUUGGGAUGAAUCACAUUGGCGUUCUCAAGUCUCUCUGGCAGGCCAACCUCCUUCCUCGCAUCAUGUCCGGUGCCUCGGCGGGCAGCAUCGUGUGUUCCGUUUUCUGCACCCGCACGGAGGAAGAGAUUCCCGAACUGCUGGAAAAUUUCGCCUAUGGAGACUUCGACGUCUUCGGUGAGGAUGAUGGAACAGAGAGUAUUCUGCAGAUGAUCUCGCGGAUCUUGAAGCAUGGAACCUUUAUGGAUAUCCAGCAUCUGGCCAAGUUCAUGCGAGGCUGGUUGGGCGAUAUAACAUUCCAGGAGGCGUAUAACCGCACACGUCGCAUUCUCAACAUUUGCGUCUCCAGUGCGGGGAUCUACGAACUGCCCAGGCUGUUGAAUUAUAUCACCGCGCCUAAUGUGCUCAUCUGGUCUGCGGUUGCCGUUUCCUGCUCGGUUCCCUUGGUGUUUCGACCAUUCGACCUGAUGGCGAAAGAUCCCCAGACCGGGGAAGUGGUUCCUUGGUAUGACCUGUGUCGACAGUACAUCGAUGGCUCGGUCGACGGGGAUCUGCCAAUGACCCGUCUAUCGGAAAUGUUCAACGUGAACCAUUUCAUCGUGUCGCAGGUUAAUCCGCAUGUGGUUCCAUUCCUUCCUAAAAGCGUUGAUCCCAACGAGACGAAGGCUCCUUCUCGUACUUUGAACUGGGUCCAGAAUGCAACCCAGCUGGCGAAGGAUGAAUUGCUGCAUCGUAUGAUGGUUAUGGCGGAGAUGGGAAUUUUCCCAACCUCGCUUAGCAAAGCCAUCUCGAUCGUGAAUCAGAAAUACUCCGGGGACAUCAACAUAUACCCCGACGUUCCAUACAAUCACUUCCCACUCAUCCUAAAGAACCCGACGACAGAAUUCAUGCUGGAGGCGUGUCUCAGUGGAGAGCGAGCGACAUGGCCGAAGAUCCGGGAGAUCCGAAACCACUGUGCUAUCGAACUGGCCUUGGACUCGGCUAUUCAGAAAAUGCGAACUCGAGUCACCUUCAGUCGGAGUCAGGUGGAUUUGAGAACUCUUCAUUUGACCGACCGGCAGUCAGAGAAUCUCGACCGCAAUGGAGUGCGACGGGCCGUGCUCAACCGCAGAAGCUCAUACGGCCACGAGGUUGAAAAAGCCAAAAAGAUGAAAUUAAAUGCGGCUCACGCAAUGCGACCGGAGCUGAGGAGAACAUGCAGCGCUGUGUCCUCCAGCGCUUCGCCGGACAUGUCGACAGACCACGAGUUGGAGCCUGAGCACGAGCGUCACGCGGGGAGCCCACAUAGCCACUUCCCCAGUCCCAGCGACGAGUCAUCCCUCGCGGAUUCGGACGGCGAUGACGAGCCGCUGCUGCCGUCUCUGCAACGACCCGGGCUUAUGCAACAGCCGGCGUCUGGGGAGUCGAGACCUUCUGACCGUCCGAUCCACUGGCCUGUCUCGCCGCACACCUUCUACUCUCGACGACUGUCCACUGGGGCGCUUUCUCGCCAUUCCUCCCGGCCGACGGACCCACCCUCUUCGUUGGACCAAACACCCUCCACAAAGACGAUGUCACCGACACAGAAUCAGAAUCAUCUGCUACAGAUGACGCCUACCAAGGCGGCGGGGGCUCCGUAUACAUCGUUUCACUACCUUAAGAACUGAUUUCAUUGGCUUUGGAAAAUGACCGGCGUCUUUCUCAGAGCAGGAGAUCUGGUCUGAGACAGAUUCGAGGUCAUUUUGACGUCUACAUUUAAAACCCAUGUUUUGACUCGCUCCUGGGGAGCUUUCUGCUGGCGACAGAUUUCGUUUCGUUUGAUGACCCCUCAUUUUCGCUUGGUCACCUUCUUUUUGCUUUUUUCAGUCAUUUGCCGUGCAUUUUGAAUCUAGUUACCCCACGCAUUAUCGAGCCUUGGAGUUUGGUCCUUCCUAGGGAUUCCCUAGAUCUGUUUAACGCCGCCCUCGCACUACCUCACACUUGCAUUAUAUCUCGAAGACCGGCGUUACUGAGAGGAGUCAACAUAGAUACCAUGUACACUGU